AUGUCCCAUGAGAUUCAUUUCCUCUUCUCCUCCACUUAUUUCCUGUCUGAGUUUGGGACGCAGUGGUCCCCAUACCCAAUAGGACAUGGGACGGCACAGGCCCACGGGGGUCACAAGGCACAGAGUAUUGCUUUUGGAAUAAGAGACGAAGCAGACCCCAGACCCCUCUCGGCACAAACACUCGCGGCCUUGUGCGCAGCUGCGGCCCGGGACUGUGUGGAGCCGUGUGGAGGCUGCGGCUCUGGGAAAGCUCAAGCAGAGGGCCACACCGGGAACAGGCAGGAGGCCCAGUGGAAGAUGGGCUUCCAGGAUACCUCCACAGACAUCAGUGCUGCUGCUGUGGCAGAGAUAACUGGGGGUGGCAUGAGGCCACGGCUGACUCUGCAGGAACACGCCUUGUGGCCGUCGCAGACUGAGCCGAGGAGCAGGUGGACCAGAGACCUGACAGUGAGCAUCAGUGCACACGUCGUCAAGUAA
Messenger RNA from Knipowitschia caucasica, 477 nucleotides. Lineage: Eukaryota; Metazoa; Chordata; Actinopteri; Gobiiformes; Gobiidae. The record is from the annotation of a GenBank genome assembly.